Messenger RNA from Mycotypha africana, 1164 nucleotides. RefSeq lists its product as uncharacterized. The transcript is spliced from 2 exons. The annotation marks the transcript as partial. NCBI's taxonomy places the organism in Eukaryota, Fungi, Mucoromycota, Mucoromycetes, Mucorales, Mycotyphaceae. The record is from RefSeq and is a predicted model, not a curated record.
AUGCCGCCUGGAAAAAAGGGUCGCAAGCCCACUGUUAACCUGUUGUCCCCACGACAAGUUACUUAUCUGACGAAUGUCUUCGCCAUUUGCCGCCGAGAUAUAGCCUGUCCCAACUGCCACCAAACUGCCACCUUUCAUAAAGCAGGCUCAGUUACGGGUCACCCAACUCAGCCCAAUUACAUCUGUAAGACUUGUGGUAAGAACGUUAACGCCGCUGACGUCGACGAUGAUCCUCCCAGCUCACAGACUGUCAGUAAUGUCAACAACCAAACCCAGCUGCCUAUGGAAAUUUCCAGCAAUGAUGGAUCCCCAGAUACACCUGCUCAGCCAACCCCUGCUAUCACCAACGAUGACAUAGUUGCCUUAAGAGACCUCAUCCACCAAUUACAGGAUGAAAUCCGUCAACUCCGAGCUGAAAAUGCAGCCCUUCGUGCUGCACAACACUCGAACUUAACUACCAUGCAGAACCCCACACCUGUUUAUAACAGCCAAUUCCCAGCCUUGACCGAUAGUCAAAAAACCAAUCCUACCAAUGAUUCACCUGUCCACCCCUGGCGUGAUGAAGCGCGCCUUGCGAUCAUUAAACAAGCUCAACAACAACGCCGAGAACACCGCCAACAAGAACGUCAAACAGCAGCAGCUCGUCUUUUCCAACCUCCAUCGCUAACACAAGGUUUCAAAUACCUUUAUGUCCCCACCAAAGCUAGAGUGCCCAUAGGACAACUUCGUGCACGCCUCCGUAAACUUAACAUCAAUAACAGCCGAAUCCUUGACAUUCACUACCCAACGCGUAACGUUGUCGCCUUCUUGGUCCACAACGACUACGCUCAGGAACUUACCGACCAGCUACAACAAUUUAAGAUCUCUAUUAAACACGAUUUUGAUCCUAAUGAUGGCAGCAUCCUUAUGGAUCCAAAAUAUGAGCAAAAGACUCCCGCUGAACGUAACGAUUUAGCCCGAGAACACCACACCGCUCGACUUGUCCGUGCCCUGAACUUCAUUCGUACACCAGUCAAAUAUGCUGUCGCCACUUACUUUCUCAAGCAAGAUUGGAUCGACAAAGACACUUAUGCAUCCGUAAUGGCAAACACCUCAUCAUCAUCAUUAGGACAUACACAAUUAAAGCAACAUUCACCAGCCGAUAUCUUUGAUAUUGAGAAUGAC